AGCUGCUCGCUGAGCUCGCUCGCGCUCCUGACGCCUCGGCUGGAGCCCUCCUCCAUCGCCUCUUCCUCCUCCUCCUUGUCCCAUGCGCACCGCCCUGGCCAGCCGAGGGCCGCCGGGCGCCAGCCGCGCAGCAUGCACUGGGGGAUUGGCUUUGCCUCGUCCAGGUCGUGUGUGGUGGAUCUGAGCCGGAACCAGAGCAUCUCCUUCGGCUUGUGGGCCGCAUCUGAGGAGCCCUAUACCUUUUAUGGGGACAUCAUCGCUUUCCCUUUGCAGGAUUACGGAGGGAUCAUGGCUGGGUUGGGUUCGGAUUCCUGGUGGAAGAAAACCCUGUACUUGACUGGGGGAGCCCUGCUGGCUGCAGCGGCGUACCUGCUCCACGAGCUCCUGGCCAUUAGGAAAGAGCAAGAGGUUGACUCCAAAGAUGCUAUUAUUUUGCAUCAGUUCUCAAGGCCAAACAAUGGUGUCCCCAGUUUGUCUCCUUUCUGUUUGAAAAUGGAAACUUAUUUAAGGAUGGCCGACUUACCUUACCAGAACUAUUUUGAUGGAAAGCUUUCCCCUCAAGGGAAAAUGCCUUGGAUUGAAUACAAUCAGGAAAAAGUGUCUGGCACAGAAUUCAUCAUUGACUUUUUGGAAGAGAAACUUGGAGUGAACUUAAAUAAAAACCUUGGCCCCCAUGAAAGAGCAGUGUCCAGAGCCGUGACCAAGAUGGUGGAGGAGCACUUCUAUUGGACAUUAGCUUAUUGCCAGUGGGUGGACAAUCUCCAUGAGACACAGAAGAUGCUUUCUCUUAGUGGUCCCUUUAGUGACCUACUCAAGUGGAUUCUCUGCCACCUAACGAAGGGCAUUGUGAAGCGAGAAAUGUAUGGCCAUGGCAUUGGUCGUUUCUCUGAGGAAGAAAUCUACAUGCUGAUGGAGAAAGACAUGCGAUCUUUAGCAGGGCUUUUGGGUGAUAAAAAGUACAUUAUGGGACCAAAAUUUUCCACUCUUGAUGCCACUGUCUUUGGACACUUGGCACAGGCAAUGUGGACCUUGCCGGGGACAAGGCCCGAGAGACUAAUCAAAGGAGAACUGAUUAAUCUUGCCAUGUAUUGUGAAAGAAUAAGGAGGAAAUUCUGGCCAGAGUGGCACCAUGAUGAUGACAAUACCAUCUAUGAGUCUGAGGAAAGCAGUGAAGGCAGCAAGACCCACACCCCACUGCCGGAUUUCAGCUUUUAUUCAAGGACAGAAACCUUUGACGAUGAAGGGGCAGAGAACAGUAUAUCCCGGACGCCUGACACAGAUUUCACUGGACACUCCCUCUUUGAUUCUGAUGUGGACAUGGAUGACUAUACAGACCAUGAACAAUGCAAAUGAUGCCCAGGCAUACCGGCCCUCCUUUCUCAGAGGUGUCACCUCUUGGGGUUAGUCCAGUGUUCCCAGGUAGAGCACCACACCCUCCAGGGAGGGAGAGCUCCUGGUAUGUGGUACAUACAGUUCUCCCAUAUUAACUGGACUAGGUCAGCCUUAUUUCUUUUUGUAACAAAAGACCAAGACAACACAGACAAAACCCACAAAUAGCAGAAAACAAAGCUGUUCAGAUGGCUGCAUUUAAAACACAAACGGCCAGCAAAGUCAGCGUGGUUCCUGAAAUCCAUUUUUGUUUUCAUGAGAAAACUGGUAUCUCAGUCAAUUUGGGUGGAGCCCUGGGUGCAGGGAGAACAGAGAGAUGGGCCUGCAGGAAAGCACACAUGAUGAGCCUCUUUAAAAAAAGAGGCCAAAGCUUAGUUGAAAGAGGAGUACUUGAAAUUCCUAUACCUGAUUAUAUUGGAAAUGGUUGUAAGAUGUAAAAAUGAAAGAAUGGAUGUUUUUUUUUUCCUGGUGACUGCUUGUCCUGUGUGUAUGUGAAUUAUAUGUUCCUAGAGGCAGCAUAAAUCAAAUCAACAAAUGUUUAUUGAGCUCCUACUGUGUGCAAAGCACUGUGCUAGGUGCUAAGCUCUGCCAGUGAUUCGCUGUGUGACCUUGGACAAGUCACUUAACUUUUGUGUGCCUCAGUCUCCUCUGCCUGUAAGAUGGGGAUUAUAGUAAUUUCCACCUACCUACCUCACAGGGAUGUUGUGAGGACUCAUGAGAUAAUAUACAAUAGGGCGCUUUGAACCUUUGGGAAGAAAGGCGCUACAUAGACAUAAAUAUCAUUUAUCUUUGUGAUUCUUAUGUGUGAAACACUGAGGGAGGGAAAAGAAUUUUAGUGCAUCACCUGGCCAGACAGUCAGGGGCACCAUCUUAGCAGAUGAAGUAUAUGUACAGGUGGGGGCACUUAUGGCUCCAUCUACCAUCGUUUCUUUUCUUGACUUUGCUUGAAAUCUUUCUUUGAAAGAAUGCUGCAAACCACAGGACACCUGAAAACAUCCUGGUAUUUCUCUGUGUCCCUGAAGAAUAAUGUUCUUUUUCUUGUCUGUCUUUAUGUGGGCUCAAUAGCCUUGUCUCCUCCACCCCCAGGACUUUAGGUGGCCAUUGUUUUUAAUUUGGAGGCAAUAAAGCACAGAAAGACCAUGUGUCUAAUGGAGAUGAGUGGAGGCAACAUUUUAUGGAUUUGGGCAAUUAGGAGCUUGCCUACUAAGAAAAGCAUUCCUUUAAAAAAAAAAACAACAAAACCAAACACCAAAUCCAAGACUGUGGGAGAUACUGAAAAGUUGCAGUAGGAAGGGAGACAACUUAUUCAUAUCAGAGCACCUAGGUACCACAAUGAUAGAUAGGUGCUACACAGUUCUACUGAUAUGACUUUUCUGAUAUUUUAACCCUAUAGCCCAAAGACAGAGGGCAACUGCCGAGGCUGAUGUGGUGUUCUUAAUUGUUCUCCCCAAAGAUUCCAUCUGGAAUGCUGGAUUUUAUUGAGAUUUUUAAAAGGUAUCCUCUCUUCUGUUAAUGAUGUUUUUUGUUGAUUCAUGGGAACAUGGGUUUGAGAAUCUUUGAGCAACAAUCAGGAGAGACCUUAAAGGUCAUCUAAUCACCUCUAGUUAUUAGUUCAGAUAGUUUGGGUAGAGGCUAGAGGUUUGGAUGAAUCGACUCAAGAGAUCUAGUCCAUAAAGCAGCACCUGCUAUUGCAAAUUAAUCAGCCAUCCCCCUUCUUUGGGUUGAUUCCCCAAGGCAAUGAUUCCUUUGGGAUUUGGGGGCUAGUAGGCAGCAUCUUGUAUCGUGAGACCCAAAUGGUGAUUGCAGACCAACUUCUUUCCUGAAGUUUAUGUCUCAAAUAUAGUUUGUGCAAGAAAAUCCUUAGGGAAUUCAACUACAGUUGAAUCACAAAGGGAAAUGGGAAAGAGCAUUUGUAUCUUCAUAUGUAACUACUUUAGUGUCUUUGUAGGGCAUAUGUAGCUAAAGUCCUGAAAACAGGAAUAGGAAUGUGCUGGAUCAGGGAGGUUUUUUUCACAGGUAACUGCCCCCAGGAAUUACUGGAAAGAAUUGUAGGGCUAACAUCUGAUCAAAACUAUUCAUAUCUGACAAAACUUUUUUCAUCUUUAUGGAGCAAAUGUAGGAAGUGCAGUUGCAGUCUGGAGUACCACUGAUUUCACCAACUCUGUUUUGAGUCUCUUUUUGGAAGUUUAUUUGAGGGUACUGUUCUCCCAUCACCCUUCAGAGAAGGCAUGGAGUAUUGCUGGAACAGGCAAGUCAUGGAUAAACAACUGCUGACAAGGAAAGAUGAACAUAGUGAAUAUAUAGGUCAUACAUAUAUGUUUUAAAGCAGUGCCUUGCCAUUAAUAGUUUUGUGGCCUGCUGUAUGUAUGUCAAAGAAAGAAUUGUCUCUGAGAUUCUGGUCAGUGAGGGUGGGGUUGGGAAUCUUCUGUAGUCUUUGGGCUGGUCAUAAAAUGGUCUGAAAGUUUGCUUACAAUUUGAGGAAGGCAGUGUGGUACAGUGGGCAGGGAAAAGAAUUUGGAGUCGAGGAUCUGGCUAAUCCUGCCACUUAUUAUCUGUUACCUUGGACAAGUCACUCAACCAAUUGAGUUUCCUCUGGUGUAAGAUUCAGGUUUGGACUCAGUGACUUUAAGGUCCUUUUGAGGUCUAAAUCAACGAGUCUGUGCAUAGUGCCAUACAGGUAUUCAGUGCUAAAUGUGCACAUACUUAGCAGCUGUGUACUGUGAACAUCUGUCUAACUUGGGAUAUAUUAAAGUGGAAGCCCAGCUUCCAUUGGAUGGAAAACAAAUUUAAUUCAGAUGGUUUGCUCAGGCUACCUUACAUAGGAGCUUGAAUCAGAACUUCUCUUUGGGCACAUCAGUGAAGGUUCACGUCUCUGCAGGCAGUUGUUCGUGUAGAUGGAAAUCUGACUCUGACUUCUGACAAAGAUCACCAUGUAAUACAUCUGUAAGGUGAAGUCUAAAGCAAAACAAACAUUUACCAAGUGUCUGUAACUUGAAGCAGUGUUGCGUACAAGAUCCACCCAGACUUUUUCAGAACUUCAAUUUUUUUUUUUAAUCUGGGUUUGGAAUUUCCUAGUCUUUGCUGGAAAAGUGCUAGUUGCAAGAAAGACCUGGAAUGUGGGAAGCUGAUAGGAGGGGCUAUUUUUAAGUACUUGGAUCAUUUGCCUAUAUUUGGAGGACUUUUCUCACAGAUCUCUUUUGCGUGGUCAGAAGACCCUUGAACCAACCAUCCUAUUCACUUACCCUGGCAAAGAACAAUGACAACCAAAAAUGAACCUCAGUCAGCCUGGUAGAGGGGAAAGUAGGACAUGGCGUCAGAGGACAUGAGUUCAAAGGCCACUUCUACUACUUACUACUUGUGUGACCUUGGGCAAGUCACUUAACUUUUUGUGGACUUCAGCUCCCUGUUCUGUAAAUAAGGGGGGUUGAACAAGAUGACUUCUGAGGUCUUUUCAACUCUACACCUCUAAUUUUGUGAUCAUCUUAUGAAAAUUAAUGAACAGUACAGUAUUAGUUUUAAUGAGAGACCAAUGAGGGGGUAUCGUUCCUUUAUGCAGAAAUUAAACCAGUCAACAAGCAUUUAUUAAGAAUCUGCUGUGUGCCAUGCACAUGCUAGGUACUGAACACAGAGUCACAAAUGAAGUGGUACCUGCUCUCAAGGAGUUUCUUCUCUCACAAGAGAUAAUAUGCACAGAUUUAAGUACAAGCAGAAUAAUACAAAAUAAACUGAAAAUAGUUAAAAGAAGAAGGGCACUAGCAGUUUGAAGGAUCAGGAAAGGGCUGAGUUGGAGGAAGCAAGGGAUUCUGAGGGGGAAGGGAGGAGGGAGAGCAUUCCAGGGAUGGGGGACAGCCAGGACAAUGGCGUGGAGAUGGGAGAUGGGGGUGCUGUCUGUGUGUGAGUAGCAGCAAGGGAGCCAUUUUGGUUGCAUCACAGAGUAUGGAAAUGGGAGUAAUUUAUAAAGAAUUUGGAAAGGUGGAUUGAGGCCAAAUGGCGAAUGACUUUAAAAAGCCACACAGAUGAGUUUCUGUUUUAUUCUAGAGAUAUCAAUUGUCAUUUAUUAACAAAGAAAUAUAACAUUAACACUUUGUAAACACUGAUUGAGCUAACUUUGUGGACCACUGGGAGUGCUUGUAAGCCAAACUUGAGCAGUAGGGGAAUUCGUUAGUUACACCUCUCAUAUACUGUAUUUUAGGAUAUCUGCACAAAUGCAGAGUAGGUGGAAUUUGAAGACAAAAAUAUGUCAAGGUUUUUAGCUUGACAGAUUGAAAGGAAGCAUAAAGUCAGUUUCUUAGAAUGGCAAAGGAUCUUAGAGAUCAGUUAAUUCAGGCCCUUUGUUUUAGAGGCUGUUAAAGUCGUGUCUUGUUCUGGUUCCCUGGAACCCGGCGCCCCCCCCCCCCAUUCUAGUCGUUAUAGUAAAUUUUAGCAGGAAACAAGAUUGCAAAGGGGAACCUGGAAGUCAUGUAGAAACCAUCCCAAAGAUCAAAGGAACAUAAUUUAUAAAUUGUGUCAUAUAUUAACUAAAAUUCACCAUGCCUGCACCUAUUUCAUAAUUUUACAAAUGAUCAAUUUGGAGGCCCAGAGAUAUGAGGAAUUUCCCCAGGAACACACAGCUAGGAACUAGCGAGUUAUGGACUAUAGCUGAAAUUUUUUGACAUCUAGACCAAUGUUCUUUCUAGUAGAAUACACUCAUCUUGCUCCCCCAAACCCCAAAUAACUAUCUCCUGAUUUUUCUGUUUAUUUUAAUGACAUCACCAUUCUUCUGGUCUCCCAAUCUUGAUGCCCUAGAAACCUUUGAUUCCUUCCUCUACCUCAAUUCCCAGUUUGAAUCAGCCAUGAAGUCCUGUUAUUCUUCCUUUACAGUGUCCCUCAAUUAUAUUCUUGUAAUUCUCACCAAAAGAGCAGCUAGAGGGUAUAGUGAAUAGAGUCAGGAAGACCUGAGUUCAAAUCUGGCUUCAGACACUUACUAACUGUGUGAC
Messenger RNA from Phascolarctos cinereus (koala), 6365 nucleotides. RefSeq names its product failed axon connections homolog, metaxin like GST domain containing (gene FAXC). The record is from RefSeq and is a predicted model, not a curated record. Gene Ontology annotation, cellular component: cytoplasm. Lineage: Eukaryota; Metazoa; Chordata; Mammalia; Diprotodontia; Phascolarctidae.